Messenger RNA from Periophthalmus magnuspinnatus, 2656 nucleotides. RefSeq names its product DNA topoisomerase III beta (gene top3b). Gene Ontology annotation, molecular function: DNA binding; DNA topoisomerase type I (single strand cut, ATP-independent) activity. The transcript has 19 exons. The record is from RefSeq and is a predicted model, not a curated record. Gene Ontology annotation, cellular component: nucleus. The coding region runs from base 74 to 2650 and encodes 858 amino acids. Lineage: Eukaryota; Metazoa; Chordata; Actinopteri; Gobiiformes; Gobiidae. Gene Ontology annotation, biological process: DNA topological change.
CAGACCGAGACUCCCACAGAACCCAAAACCCUCUGGUUUAAGGACAAACCGCGGGAUACGGCGCGGUUUAAAGAUGAAGACCGUUCUGAUGGUCGCGGAGAAGCCCUCACUGGCGCAGGCCAUCGCCAAGAUACUGUCCAAAGGCAGCUGCUCGAGCCGUAAAGGGUUAAAUGGAGCGUGCUCGGUGCAUGAGUACAACGGCUUGUUUCAGGGACAAAAUGUCCGCUUCAAGAUGACCUCCGUGUGCGGCCACGUCAUGAGCCUCGACUUUAUCGGUAAAUAUAAUAACUGGGACAAAGUGGACCCAGCCGAACUUUUCAGCAAAGCUCCAACUGAGAAGAAAGAAGCCAACCCCAAACUCAACAUGGUCAAAUUCCUCCAGGUGGAGGCUCGGGGCUGUGACUAUGUGGUUCUGUGGUUGGACUGUGAUAAAGAGGGAGAGAACAUCUGCUUUGAGGUGCUGGAUGCGGUGCAGCCUGUCAUGACCAAACCUGAGGGCAGGGGGCGCACUGUGUUCAGAGCCAAGUUCAGCUCCAUCACAGACACAGACAUCUGGACCGCGAUGAACCGCCUGGGAACGCCCAAUCAGAACGAGGCGCUGUCCGUGGACGCCAGACAGGAACUCGACUUGAGGAUCGGCUGUGCGUUCACACGAUUCCAGACCAAAUACUUCCAGGGAAAAUAUGGAAACCUUGACUCGUCUCUCAUCUCGUUUGGACCAUGUCAGACGCCAACGCUGGGAUUCUGUGUGGAGAGACACGACAAGAUCCAAUCCUUCAAACCAGAGACCUACUGGGUCCUGCAGGCCAAGGUGUUUAGGGGGAAGGAGAGCCCUCUGACCUUGGACUGGAGCAGAGUUCGUGUGUUCGAUCGAGAUGUGGGACAGAUGUUUGUGAAUCUUGCCAAAACCUCGAAAGACGCUCAGGUGGAAUCGGUGAGUAAGAAGGAGAAGUCCAAACAAAGACCUCAGGCUCUGAACACCGUCGAGAUGCUCCGAGUUGCCAGUUCCGCUCUGGGCAUGGGUCCACAGCACACAAUGCAGAUCGCUGAGCGUCUCUACACUCAGGGGUACAUCAGUUACCCUCGCACUGAGACCACACAGUAUCCCGACAACUUUGACCUGAAGGGGGCCCUCCAGCAGCAGGCAAACUGCCCCCAGUGGAGCGCCGAGGUGAGGGAGCUGUUGGCAUCGGGUCUGAAUCGUCCGAGGAAAGGCACCGACGCCGGAGACCACCCCCCCAUCACCCCCAUGAGAGCGGCCAGUGAGGCGGAGCUCGGCAGCGACGCCUGGCGUCUGUUCGAUUACAUCACCAGACACUUCAUCUCCACUGUGAGUCAGGACUGUAAAUACCUUCAGACCUCCAUCAACUUCAGUAUCGGACCAGAGAGCUUCAGCUGCACCGGCAAGACCCUGCUCUCCCCAGGCUACACGGUGGUAAUGCCGUGGCAGGGCAUCCCCCUGGAAGAGGCACUCCCGAGCUGUGACAAAGGAGACGUGUUCUCGGUGGAGGAGGUGCGUUUGGUGGAGCGACAGACAAGUCCUCCGGAGUACCUGACUGAGGCGGAGCUCAUCACGCUCAUGGAAAAGCACGGCAUCGGCACUGAUGCCAGUAUCCCGGUGCACAUCAACAACAUCUGUCAGAGGAACUAUGUGACUGUGGAGAACGGGCGCAAGCUCAAACCCACCAACCUGGGCAUCGUCCUGGUGCACGGCUACUACAGGAUUGAUGCAGAGUUGGUCCUCCCCUGGAUCCGCAGUGCUGUGGAGAAACAGCUGACUCUCAUCGCUCUGGGGAAGGCCGACUUCACUCAGGUCCUCACACACGCUCUCGACAUCUUCAAGAGGAAGUUCCACUACUUUGUUGACUCCAUCAACAGUAUGGAUGAGCUGAUGGAGGUCUCGUUCUCGCCCAUCGCUGCUUCAGGGAAACCUCUGUCUCGCUGUGGAAAGUGUCACCGCUUCAUGAAGUACAUCCAGGCUAAGCCCAGUCGUCUUCACUGUUCUCACUGUGAUGAGACGUACAGUCUUCCUCAGAACGGAGCCAUUAAACUCUACAAAGAGCUCAAGUGCCCAUUGGACGACUUUGAGCUGGUGCUGUGGACGUCUGGAGCCCGGGGAAAGUGCUACCCACUGUGCCCCUACUGCUUCAGCAACCCCCCCUUCAGGGACAUGAAGAAAGGUCUCGGGUGUAACGAGUGUACCCACCCGUCUUGUGCCCACUCCCUGUCGUCCCUGGGCAUCGGUCAGUGUGUGGAGUGUGAGUCCGGGGUCCUGGUCUUGGAUCCGACCUCAGGCCCAAAGUGGCGCAUGUCCUGUAAUAAAUGUAAUGUGGUGGUGCACUUCUUCGAGCAUGCUCACAAAGUCCAGGUGUCCUCUGAGAGCUGUGAGUCAUGUGACGCGUCCUUGGUGGACGUGGACUUUAAUAAGGCUCGUUCUCCUCUUCCUCGUGGGGAGACGCAGCACUCGGGCUGCGUCUUCUGUGACCCCGUGUUCCAGGACCUGGUGGAGCUGAAGCACGCCACCCUAAGGCACCCCAUGCACCGAGCGGGCGGGGGGCGGGGCCGGGGCAGGGGGCGGGGCCGCGGACGGCGCCCGGGACCCAAGAAACCCAAGGACAAGAUGGCGGCUCUGGCGGCGUAUUUUGUCUGAUGUGUC